Fraxinus pennsylvanica is the source of this 510-nucleotide messenger RNA. NCBI's taxonomy places the organism in Eukaryota, Viridiplantae, Streptophyta, Magnoliopsida, Lamiales, Oleaceae. The record is from the annotation of a GenBank genome assembly.
AUGCUAUUUGUAAAUAAGCAUCCGACCCUCAAGGUUCGAGUUGUACAUGGAAAUACCUUAACAGCAGCUGCGAUUCUUAACGAAAUCCCCGAGGAUGUGACUGAAGUGUUUUUGACUGGAGCAACCUCUAAACUUGGAAGAGCAAUUGCUCUUUAUCUUUUUGCAGAAAGGAGUCCGAGUUCUGUUGGCAAGUGGAUCAAACCAAGAGAGCAAUAUUUUGCCCCAGCUGGAACACACUUCCAUCAGUUUGUAGUUCCACCUAUUCGGCAGUUAAGAAGAGACUGCACAUAUGGAGAUCUUGCAGCCAUGAAGCUGCCUGAGGAUGUGGAAGGGUUAGGAUCUUGUGAAGUAAGAAAUCUUGAUUUGUCUCCUGUCUUUCGAGGAGUAGUUCAUGCAUGCCAUGCUGGUGGAGUUGUUCACUCAUUAGAAGGCUGGAAUCACCACGAAGUUGGAGCUAUCGACGUCGAGAGAAUUGAUUUAGUGUGGAAUGCUGCACUCAAACAUGGUUGA